AUGAGCAUUCCCGUCCUCUCCACCCCUCCUGACGCCAGGACGAGCUAUAUCAUCGACCAGCUGGAGGGUGAACGCCUCACUAUCCCCGGCAGCAAGGGUGCCUUUAGAAUUCUGGCCUCGUCCAAACAGACAAACGGUGGCAUCGCUGUGUUCUCAAGCGGUGCUGUCCUCUCCGAUGCUCCGGGCUUCCACUGGCACGCCGAGGCACACGACGUCUUCCUCGUGACCAAGGGCUACCUGAGGUUAUGGAAUGGUGAUAAGUGCAGAAUCAUGGGCCCUGGAGACUUUGCCUAUGUUCCUCCCAAAAUUGUACACAAUCCCGAGCUUAUCGGCCCCCACACAGAAACCCUGGGUUUGGUUGCACCGGGAGACUGGAUAGACUUUUUCCGCUACGUUGCGGAGCAGUACGAGGGUAACAUUGUGCCAGAGCACGAUAACCGCGACCUGAAGAGCCUGUUGAUCCCUAAAGUCAUGGCCGCAAAGGACCGGUUCGACGUAAAUUUUGAGCGCAACUACACCCCUCCCGAAGUUGGAGACUGGCAGGAGUCAGAAAAUGUUCUCCCGGGUCCCCUGGAGCCGUACUUCCUCCGAGCCAAUACCGGCCCCAGAUACAUCCUCGGCGGCGUCUUGUCGCGGCCCUUUAUCAACACCACUCAGUGUAGCGGCAAGUUCGCAAUCACCAGCCUUGAAUCCUCGAAGCUGUAUGAAAAGUCCCCGCUCGCUCGCUGGUUGACCUUCCCUGAGGUGGACCACUGCUUCUGUGUCCAGGAGGGUUUGUUGAGAGUCAAGCUCAAGGAGUCUGGUUCGUGGACCGAGGUCCGGGAGGGCCAGACCCUGCUAGUUUCGGCGGGACAGGCGUUCACAUUGGAUUAUGGCUCUCGGUUUGUGAGAUCCACCGUCUUCACAAACGGCCCGGGCAUCGAGACUUUGAUUCAAAAUGCGGGCGAGGCUUUCUCAAGUUUUGUCUUGCCGGAAGAGAGCGCCGCAUGGCAAGAGGAGAAGAUCAAGGAAGCGAGUGCGGCUUUGGGUGUUGUGAUUGAAUCAUUGUAA
Messenger RNA from Colletotrichum orchidophilum, 1050 nucleotides. RefSeq names its product cupin domain-containing protein. The transcript has 2 exons. The record is from RefSeq and is a predicted model, not a curated record. The coding region runs from base 1 to 1050 and encodes 349 amino acids. Lineage: Eukaryota; Fungi; Ascomycota; Sordariomycetes; Glomerellales; Glomerellaceae.